UAUUUCUAGUACAUAAAUAGAUAGAUAUAUAUAUAUUAAGAAACUUAUAAGAUCGAAGAGAUGAAUCACAAAGAGCAUCAUCCUCAUCAGUCAACUAAUCAGCCACCUGAGGUGUUAUGGGGCACAGCCGUAAUGCGAAAAUGGCUAAAUCGAACAUCUAAAAAAUACAGUGCUGAUCCCGAGGAGGAGGAGGAAGAUGACGGCUGCGAUACUACCAUCCAAUACGUUGGCGAAGAAGAGUCUUGUGACUGGCCAAAUGAAUCUCGAUAUAAACAAGGAGUUGAUUUCCAGAGUGAUCCCAAUGGAGCUUUUCCCAGGUUGAGAAGACGAAAGUCGGAGACAUGUAGAGCACAGUACAUUGAUGCAAAAGAACUCAAAAUAUCAGUUAGCACUUGGAAUGUUGGAGGAAAACUUCCACCAGAAGACUUGGACAUAGAAGACUUGCUUGAUGUUAACAAUCCCGCCGACAUAUAUGUGAUUGGUUUUCAGGAGAUUAUACCUUUAAAUGCUGGCAAUAUUUUUGGAGCUGAAGAUAAUCGUCCGGUCCCAAAAUGGGAAACUGUCAUUCGUAGGACCCUAAAUAAAGUUCGACCUGAAAAUUCUAAAUUCAAAUGCUACAGUAACCCGUCUUCUCCAUCAAGGUUUACACCAUCUGAUGAUGCUCCAGAUAUAGAAGAUGAAGUAAUGCUAGAAAGUGAUAGUGAAGGUGAGGAGGAAUUCCACCCGUAUGUGGAAUCCAACUUCAAUAAUCUUACAGAUUGUCCAGCAGGGCUGAACGGAAGUUUGAGCACACUAUCGUGUAUGCAAGAUGGAGGGGACUUGGAAAAACGGUUCUCUGCUCAAAAGACAUUGGACAAGGUAAAAAGCUUUACAAUUCAAGAACCUGAAGAAAAUGUAAAAGUAUCAACUCUGAUUAAUAGCAGAAAGUUAACCAGAAUAGUUAGUGGGACUGAAAGGAUAGGGUUGUGUUGGCCUGAGCCACCAUUGGAUCUGUUAGCUCAGUGUGUAUCAGAAACACCGAACCUCUUGAAAUCGGUUAACUCAUUUAAGGCUUCUAAAUCUUUUAGAACCUUUGCUUCUUUCAAGUCACAUAUAAGUUCUGACACUCGAGUCAUACCGGAGGAAGCUUUUCUUGCUGAGCUGGACCUUGAUUCUACCAUGUACCGGAAAAGAAGAUCCCCAUAUGUAAGAAUUGUAAGCAAGCAAAUGGUUGGAAUAUUUAUCACCAUAUGGGUCCAUAGACGUUUGCGGAAGCAUAUCCAAAAUGUCCACGUGUCAGCUGUUGGCGUUGGUGUAAUGGGGUACAUAGGUAACAAGGGCUCUGUGUCGGUGAGCAUGUCAAUAUAUCAGACACUCUUCUGUUUCAUAUGCACUCACUUAAAUUCUGGAGAAAAGGACACUGAUAUAGCUAAAAGAAAUGCAGAUGUUCAUGAAAUACAUAAAAGAACACAUUUUAACUCAAGCUCCUACUCUACUCUCCCCAAGAGGAUAGAAAACCACAAUCGAAUUAUCUGGUUGGGUGAUCUUAAUUACCGUCUCAAUUUGUCAUAUGAGAAGACGUGUGACUUUAUUUCCAGGAAUGACUUGUCCAAGUUGUUAGAACGGGAUCAACUCGUACGAGAGCUGAGAAAAGGCCGUGCAUUUGAUGGAUGGUCAGAAGGCAUUAUAAAUUUUCCCCCAACAUACAAAUACGAGCCAAAUUCAGAAAGAUAUUGUGGUGAGGAUCCUAAAGCUGGAAGGCGAACUCCAGCAUGGUGUGAUCGCAUUCUUUCGUUUGGGAAAGGAAUAAGGCAGCUGAGCUACAGAAGGUCUGAACUUAAACUCUCUGACCAUAGGCCAGUGACUGCGUUAUACAUGAUAGAGGUCGAAGUUUUCUCUACAAGGAAGUUAAAAAAGGCCCUCGUAUUCACCAAUGCAGAGAUUGAGAAUGAUAAUAUCAUCACAGGAUUGGGGGUAGAUGUUGGUAUAACCUGCUUAAGAUUAACAUAGGUUAGUAGCUUAUAUUCUUUCAAAACAUACACAUAUCACCUUUGAGUAUAAGCAUUCAAGAACAUUGCUUGCGAUAAGUUGUGCGGGUUCUAACUUCAAAUAUGAUCUCCAAUGAAUAUGAAACUACCAUGGACUUGUGUUCCAUGGCAAGAUGUGUAUGGGUAGCCAAGCCACAUGCACAGGUUCAGAUGUGCUACCCUCAGUUGAGUUGACUCAAACUUUAAGGAUUCGCUCCGAAGGGUCGUGAUUGUGCUUUACUAGAAAUUUCUCAAUCGCGUCUCUACUUUAUAAUUAUAUACAAUAUUAUCAUUUUAAUUUAAAUGAAUUAAUUUACUCUAUAAA
Molecule: messenger RNA, 2331 nt
Organism: Erigeron canadensis
Lineage: Eukaryota; Viridiplantae; Streptophyta; Magnoliopsida; Asterales; Asteraceae
Product: type IV inositol polyphosphate 5-phosphatase 3-like
Exons: 10
Coding region: 61-1989 (642 amino acids)
Biological process (GO): phosphatidylinositol dephosphorylation
Molecular function (GO): phosphatidylinositol-3,4,5-trisphosphate 5-phosphatase activity; phosphatidylinositol-4,5-bisphosphate 5-phosphatase activity; inositol-polyphosphate 5-phosphatase activity
Source: RefSeq, a predicted model, not a curated record